AUGGCUCAUCGGUCUCUGAGCGUCACCGAACAGCUCCAGAAAUGGAUCUAUGACGCCUUCGUAGCGCUCGGUUUCGUCUUGUAUCGCUUCGUGUAUGCACGAGACACAGAGAAUAAGGGGAAGCUCCCGCCCAUCGGCAACCCGCUCCUGACGGUGUCAGCGACGCAACUCGCCGGGAGGAUCCGAAGACGAGAGGUGUCUAGUGUGGAGGUGGUGCAGGCAUACAUUGACCGGAUCCAGCAAGUCAACCCCUUAGUGAACGCUGUGGUCAAAGACAGGUUCUCCGCCGCCCUCCAAGAAGCGGCGCAGGUCGAUAAACUAAUUGAGGAGGAACCAGGAGGCGAGGAAGUACUGGCGGAUCGGCUGCCUUUACUAGGCGUGCCCCUCUCGGUCAAAGAGUCCUUUGGCCUUCAGGGCAUGCCCAACACCACUGGUAUAGUGUCCAGACGAGGGGUGGUGGCCACGGCCGACGCGCCUCCCGUUGGCCUGCUGAAAAGGGCGGGGGCCAUCCCGCUGGGCGUCACCAACACCAGUGAGGGCUGCAUGUGGGCGGAGUCGCACAACCACCUGUACGGAAUCACCUGCAAUCCAUAUGAUCUGGAGAGGAUCCCUGGAGGGAGCUCGGGCGGGGAGGGUAGCUUGCUGGGCGCGGCCGGCGCCGUUAUAGGCGUGGGCUCGGACAUCGGCGGGAGCAUCCGCAUGCCGUGCUUUUUCAACGGAGUGUUCGGCCAUAAAACCACCCCAGGCGUGGUUUCCAAUGAAAACCAGUUCCCCCCGUUCACCGGCAGACACGAGGAGUACGCCAGCGCGGGUCCAAUGUGCCGCUAUGCCGAGGACCUGCUUCCCAUGUUGAAAAUCAUGGCGGGACCAAACGCGUCUAUGUUGCGCCUCAAUGACGAGGUGGAGCUCAAGAAGCUGCGGUUCUUCACUGUACCAGACGACGGCGGAUCUCCUCUGACGUCCCCUGUUAGUGAGGAGCUCAGACAAAUCCAGAGGAAGGUUGUGGAGCGACUCCAAGCGGAUCUAGGGGUGUCGGUCCAAGAGGUGCGCUUCCCCGAGUUCCGGUAUGGCUUCCGAAUCUGGGACGCCUACAUGAGUCUUCCGGACAAAGAGGGCAAGCCUCCGGUUCCGUUCGCCGUGGAGUUGGGAAAGCCGGGCCGGCCGGUGUGGCCCUUGUGGGAGGCGUUGAAAAGCAUGCUGGGAAAAUCCGACCAUACCGUCGCCGCCAUCAGUCUAGCCAUCAUGGAGAUGAAGUCGGCUUCCGGUCAUUCCAGCUUCCUCAUCAAGAUGAAGGAAAAACUCCAGAAGGAUGUGGACGAUCUGCUGGGUACCGACGGGGUGCUUUUUUACCCGUCGCAUCCUAGGGUAGCCCCCAAGCACCACCACCUGCUUUUUAGACCCCUGGACUUCGCCUACACUGGGAUCUUGAACGUUCUGGGUUUGCCGGUCACCCAGUGUCCUUUGGGGCUAAACAAGGACGGUCUUCCCAUGGGGGUGCAGGUGGUGAGCGGGAAGCUUCAGGACCGGUUGCCCCUCGCCGUGGCGCUGUACUUGGAGAAGGCUUUCGGAGGCUGGAGGGAACCUCACGCCAGCUGA
Molecule: messenger RNA, 1596 nt
Organism: Nerophis lumbriciformis (worm pipefish)
Lineage: Eukaryota; Metazoa; Chordata; Actinopteri; Syngnathiformes; Syngnathidae
Source: RefSeq, a predicted model, not a curated record